Pocillopora damicornis (cauliflower coral) is the source of this 2380-nucleotide messenger RNA. Its product is annotated as melatonin receptor type 1A. Lineage: Eukaryota; Metazoa; Cnidaria; Anthozoa; Scleractinia; Pocilloporidae. Gene Ontology annotation, cellular component: membrane. Gene Ontology annotation, molecular function: G protein-coupled receptor activity. Gene Ontology annotation, biological process: G protein-coupled receptor signaling pathway. The record is from RefSeq and is a predicted model, not a curated record.
UCUGCAAUAAAAACGGCAACGAAAACCAUACCACUGCAGUCGCUGGUUAGAACUGAUCCAAUGUCGUGGAACAUAGAUGAGCAACAUCGCUGAGUAAUCCAUGCUAGCACCGAAGAACAGAUAAUUUUAAGGCAUCAAAUAAGACACUUCAUUCAGACGCUGACACCCAUAUGGUAAUUAUGAACGUCUCCAACGAAUCAACGCCUUCACUAAGCCCUCAACCUCCUCCUGGAAUAACCACGUUCACACGGACAACAUACUCUAUUCUGUCCGUCGUCGCUAUAAUUGGGAACAUCUUGGUUAUUCUCGUCUUUGUGGGGAACAAGGAUCUACUAAAAAAAUCCUACAACAUAUUAAUUCUGUCUUUGGCCAUAUCUGAUGUUCUCACUGCUCUGCUGCUCAGCACAAACCCAGCUUUUGUCCUUGGUGACGCGUUUCCUUAUCCAACAAAUCACAUCAUUGGCGACAUCUUCUGCCGUGUAUUGUGGAGUCGUACGAUUCUGUUCCAGCUGGUGGUUUUCUCCGCCUACAUCUGUAUGGCUUUGGCAACUGAGCGGUGGUAUGCAGUGGUCAGACCAUAUAAGUACAAAGAGAUCUUUAACAAGAAGCGAACGCUCGUUUACAUCUCCCUCGUGUGGCUGUGGUCAUUUCUCCUCUGUGGCACAUCUCUGUUCGAAGUUGCGUAUGUUCCCACGGAGCCAUUGAAUCGCCGCUGCAAAUGGAAAUUGUUCUGGGGUAAACAACAAGUGCGCAGUAUUGUUGCAAUCAUUCAAGUCCUGUUCAAAAUGGUGCUCCCAUGCCUGACCAUGUUGUGUCUGUUCCUUCACAUGGUUUACAAGGCAGGCAGGUCUACAGUCGCCUCAGCUGAAAGCAAAGCUAAAUUGCGCGGGAAAAUGACGCGGAUGGUCGGCGCCGCCUGCUUCAUGCUCAUUGUGUGCUACGCGCCAAAUCAAAUCAACUACGCGCUGGCAAUGGCUGGAAAAGCACGACUGGAUAGCGAACUGCACCAUGGUCUCUCAAUUUUGGUAUUUGUCAACAGCUGUGUGAAUCCGUUCAUAUAUGGGUUGAGCAACAAGAAUUACCGCAACGGUUACCUCAGAAUCAUGCUCUCAGUCUGUUUUAAAAUCAGUGGAAGAAUAAACAGCAACCGAGUAACAGAUGGAAGCAACGGUACUGCCAUCACAGCAGUUUCUAUGGUGGAAAGUGCGAGGGAAAAUUCAGCUUAAAGAGAAAAACACUCAUGUGAAAAAUAAAGUCAAAUGGAGUAAAAUUACUUUUAAAUUCAAAUAAUUAACUUGAAAAUCAAAUUCCUUCAAAAAGCAUGCGUAGCGACCGCUGUCGUCUUCGCAAGCUUAAUAAGUAGGGUGCACAGCUACCAGUCAUUUCUCAAUGUCUAUAAGGAAUCUUAAAACGCUUCAACUAAAACUGCGGUUAAAACCGUUGAUCCCAGAAGAAUACGACCUUGGUUGUGUGGGCAAAUGAAAAAGUCGAAAAGACGAGGCUAUUUUUCACCUCCUCAGGUCAUCAACAUGCAAUUUAUCCUUACCAUUUCAGUUUAUAUUCACUGGCAAAGCGAUGAUGAGAUCGAAAAACUUUUUUGAAUGGAGAAUGUUAUCUCGAAAUGACAAUAACUUUGUUUAAUUACUCUACGAAAAAAUGCCUAGUUCCUAAGAGGGAGAAUUAUCAGCCAGAACUUUGAUUCAAAUUAGGUAAAGGGCAAAGGGAUGACCACGGAACUCUUGUUACUAAUACAUGGUUUGAUAGCAAGCUCUCUCGCGGGGUGCAGGCGGAAGAAGGAGAAGAGAAGGAGAGAGGUCAACACUAUUCACACAUAACAAAGAUGGUUGCAUUUAGUUCACCUGCCCAGUUAUGAUUUAUAUUAUUAGGCUUGAUGUCUACAGUCUACACGGUCCAUGGUUACUUGAGUCAGUUGGAUUCACUCUUUGAUAGCCUCUUUGAAAACUGUCCGAAAAAUGUAUUCAAAUUUUUUUUUUUUAUAGUUUUUCAUAUCUAACUUAUGCAUAUUUAGCGAUAGUUGCAUGUCGGGCAUGUCCUCUUCCUCCUCAGUACGACUUUUCUGUUGCCAAUUAAGUGAAUGGAUAGGAAAGUAUCUAGUUCUGCUGAAAGGUUGACUGCCCUCUCACAUAGUUCAGCAGGUUUUGAAGGCUCUGUCCUAAAUUCAGUAAUAUUUAAAAGAGCUGCAUAACGGAUGUACAGGCCAGCUAGAUUUUAGAUGGAGUAUUCCCCUGAUGUUUCAUUGCUAAGAUAGUGGAGUACGAGGAUACCAAGCGGACACGAAUUUAGAACUAAAUAUAUUAUGUAAGUGCCACCAAUUGUCGCUGAGGAAAGGGUAUUGAUUAAUACAGUGCAGUGAAACUUA